AUGAGGCGCUGGUGGCUGGUCGGAGUGGGUAACGGCGCCAGGUGGGAGAGUCCUGGCAGAUGGGUCAAGGCAGGCCGCAAGACCUGGAUGAAGCCUGCCGGGACAGGGAAGAUGCUUCGCUCUCUCGUCGUGGACGGUGGACACGGAGCUGGCAGAGAGACGAAGGUGGAGUCGAGGCGGCGGAGGCGGCGAAAGGGCGAGCAAGUGUGGGAAGAGGAGCAAGAUGAUGGAAAUGAGAGCGCCGGCAAUGGAGCCGGCCACGACUCGACAAACCUCGUAUCCUGA
Colletotrichum truncatum is the source of this 285-nucleotide messenger RNA. The record is from RefSeq and is a predicted model, not a curated record. Lineage: Eukaryota; Fungi; Ascomycota; Sordariomycetes; Glomerellales; Glomerellaceae.